GAAGAAAGAACCAGAGGCGCGCUGGGCGUGUGGCUGAGCGGCCAUGGCAGCUCCGGAGCCGCUGUCCCCCGCGGGCGGCGCGGGCGAGGAGGCGCCAGACGAGGACGAGGACGAGGCGGAGGCCGAGGACUCUGAGCGGCCGGGGGCAUCGGGUGGCGCGCGCAGCGGCGGCGGAGGCGGCGGCGGUGGCGGCGGGGCCGGGCCAGGGAGCUGCGGCGGGCCGGGGGGCGCGCUCACCAGGCGCGCCGUCACGCUGCGGGUCCUCCUCAAAGACGCGCUGCUGGAGCCCGGCGCCGGGGUGCUGUCCAUCUACUAUCUGGGGAAGAAGUUCGUGGGAGACCUGCAGCCCGAUGGGAGGAUUGUGUGGCAGGAAACCGGCCAGGUGUUCAACUCACCCAGCGCCUGGGCCACCCAUUGCAAGAAGCUGGUGAACCCGGCCAAGAAGUCUGGCUGUGGCUGGGCCUCUGUCAAGUACAAGGGCCAGAAACUGGACAAGUACAAGGCUGCCUGGCUCCGGCGAAACCAGCUCCAUAUACCUGCAGCUGCCGCCGAUGAGUGGGCACCUGGGGCAACGACAGGAACCGAAGGCUCAGGCCAGCCAGAGGUCUCUUUGGAACUUGCCGGGAGGGUAGGGAGCAGCCAGCUGAAAGUCCCGUCGCUGUCCCCCCAACCCCGACCCCGCCAGAGCCCGGCCAGCGAAGGAGAGGAGGAGGAGCUAAUGAUGGAGGAAGAGGAGGAGGAGGUUCUGACAGGAGCCUCAGCGGAGGACAAGAGUCGGAGACCAGCUGUGAAGGGCCCCUCGGAGCCUGUCCACCCUGAGGCCACGCCCCCAGGGAAAAGGGUGGAAAACAAGAUCCGGGUACCUGUGCGCUACUGCAUGCUGGGUAGUCGAGACUCUGCCAGGAACCCGCACACCCUGGUGGAAGUAACAUCCUUCGCAGCUAUCAACAAGUUCCAGCCGUUCAACGUGGCCAUCUCUAGCAACGUGCUGUUCCUGCUGGACUUCCACAGCCACCUGACCCGCAGCCAGGUCGUGGGGUACCUGGGCGGCCGCUGGGACAUCAACAGUCAGAGUGGGUAUUUGGGGCCUGUGGGCAGGGGGGUGUUUGGGGCUGGGGUCGAUGUCCAUGCCUUCUCCCGCCUCCGCGCAGUGCUCACGGUGCUGAGAGCCUUCCCCUGUCGGAGCCGGCUGGGGGACGCGGAUACCGCGGCCGCCAUGGAAGAGGAGAUUUACCAGAGCCUGCUCCUGCGGGGCCUGUCGCUGGUGGGCUGGUACCAUAGCCACCCGUACAGCCCGGCGCUGCCGUCGCUGCAGGACAUCGAGGCGCAGAUGGACUACCAGCUGCGGCUGCAGGGCUCCAGCAACGGCUUCCAGCCGUGCCUCGCCCUGCUCUGCUCCCCUUACUACUCUGGUAACCCGGGCCCAGAGUCCAAGAUCUCGCCCUUCUGGGUGAUGCCGCCCCCUGAGCAAAGGCCCAGUGACUAUGGCAUCCCCAUGGACGUGGAAAUGGCCUACGUCCAGGAUGGCUUCCUGACUAAUGACGUCCUUCAUGAGAUGAUGCUGCUGGUGGAGUUCUACAAGGGCGCCCCUGACCUCGUCAGGUUCCAGGAGCCUUGGAACCAGGAGCACACCUACCUCGACAAGCUCAAGAUCUCCCUGGCCAGCAGGACGCCCAAGGACCAGGGCCUGUGCCACGUGCUGGAGCAGGUUUACAGCGUCCUCAAGCAGGAGAGCUGAGAGCACCAGCCUCCGAGGACCGGGGAGGCCUUUGCUCAGACGUGGCUCCCCGAGGCUCUGCAUGAGGGGAAUGCGCCCAGGGCCUUUGUGCUGCUUUGUUCCUGUGUGACAGGUGUGUGACGGCAGGGGCUCAGAUAAUAAAGGAGAAACAGCC
This is a messenger RNA of Kogia breviceps (pygmy sperm whale), 1892 nucleotides long. RefSeq names its product MPN domain containing (gene MPND). The record is from RefSeq and is a predicted model, not a curated record. NCBI's taxonomy places the organism in Eukaryota, Metazoa, Chordata, Mammalia, Artiodactyla, Physeteridae. Gene Ontology annotation, molecular function: metallopeptidase activity; protein binding.